AAUAUGUAACAAAUGCACAAUAUAAUAACUAAUUAUAUAAUCAUAAUGGUUGUGCAAGGAGAGAUUGUUUGUGUUACGGGUGCCGCCGGGUUUAUAGGCUCAUGGCUUGUCAAGAGGCUCCUCGAGCAUGGCUACAUCGUCCGAGCCACCGUUCGAGACCCUGGUAACGUGAAAAAAGUGCAGCAUUUGUUGGAUUUGCCAAAUGCAAACACUCACUUGACACUAUGGAAAGCAGACCUUAAUGAACAAGGAAGCUUCGACGAAGCUAUCAGUGGUUGCGCCGGCGUCUUUCAUGUUGCCACCCCCAUGGACUUUGAUUCCAACGAUCCUGAGAAUGAGGUGAUUAAGCCUACCAUAAAUGGCAUGUUAGACAUAAUGAGAUCAUGCGCCAAGGCCAAAAUUCGAAGACUGGUUUUCACAUCAUCAGCAGGAACUGUCAAUGUUGAAGAAAUCCAAAAACCUGUGUAUGAUGAAACUUGUUGGAGCGACAUGGAGUUUUGCAGCUCCAAAAAGAUGACUGGAUGGAUGUACUUUGUAUCGAAAACACUAGCGGAGAAAGCUGCUUGGAAAUUUGCUGCUGAAAACAAUCUUGAUUUUAUAAGUAUCAUUCCACCUUUGGUGGUUGGACCUUUUAUCACUCCAACAAUGCCCCCCAGUCUCAUAACUGCGUUAUCUCCAAUUACUAGAAAUGAAGCUCACUAUUCAAUAAUCAAGCAAGGUCAAUUUGUACAUUUAGAUGACCUUUGCAUGGCUCAUAUAUACUUGUAUGAGCACCCUAAUGCCAAGGGCCGUUACAUUGCUUCAGCUUGUGAUGCUACUAUCUAUGAUAUUGGCAAAAUGUUGAGGGAGGAAUAUCCCGAAUACAAUAUUCCCACUAAAUUCAAGGACUUCGAAGAGGAUAUGGAACAUGUACAUUUUUCUUCAGAAAAGUUGAUGGGAUUAAAUUUCAAGUUCAAGUACGAAUUAAAGGACAUGUACAAAGGAGCUGUUGAUACUUGCAGAACAAAGGGACUUCUCCCUCCUUCCUAUGGCGAAAAUGAAAAUAAUGAGAAUCCUAAUACCAUUAUUGAUUAAGCAUGCCUAGGUUCCUUGUUUUACUUUAAAGUAAAUUGUGUUAUGUAUUCGUGCUUACAUUUUAUUAUGAGUAAUUAAAUUAUUUAUGUUGCACUAGUUAUACUUUCA
Molecule: messenger RNA, 1182 nt
Organism: Spinacia oleracea (spinach)
Lineage: Eukaryota; Viridiplantae; Streptophyta; Magnoliopsida; Caryophyllales; Amaranthaceae
Product: dihydroflavonol 4-reductase
Exons: 6
Coding region: 13-1074 (353 amino acids)
Biological process (GO): anthocyanin-containing compound biosynthetic process
Molecular function (GO): dihydroflavanol 4-reductase activity
Source: RefSeq, a predicted model, not a curated record